Molecule: messenger RNA, 1500 nt
Organism: Aegilops tauschii subsp. strangulata
Lineage: Eukaryota; Viridiplantae; Streptophyta; Magnoliopsida; Poales; Poaceae
Cellular component (GO): Golgi membrane
Molecular function (GO): galactosyltransferase activity
Source: RefSeq, a predicted model, not a curated record
AUGGAGGCCAAGGCUGCUGAUGAAAUUGCUCCAGAAAUUCCUCAGCAUGUGGCUCCAGAGACUGUGCGUCAAGAGGCUGUGAAGACUUCCACUGCAAAUCCUCAUCCCAAGCCACAAAAUCCUCACACCAAGAAGCAGAAGUUCAAGGCUGAUGAGUUCUUUGCUGAGCAUCAUUUCUUCUCGGACUACAAUCCAUACGACUCUGCUCGACUUCGUCGCAAGCAUUUUCGGACUGCCAGCCAGAUGAAUUUCUAUUCCUCAUCGCUAUUUGAUAAGGACAAAGUCUUUGACCAUGAGCAAAUUGCUCAUGUGGAUAUGGAGUCUCUACCUUGCUUCGCUCCAGUCCUUAGUGUUCUUCAUGACGCUGGGCUGCUAAACUUCUGGACUCACAUUUGCGAUUGGAAUGAAGAACUCAUUGUUCAGUUCUUCGCCACGCUGCACAUUAAUGGAAAUGUUGAAGAUGUCAAUUCAUGGGUGCUUGAUUGGAUGACUGAAAAUACUCACUACAAAGCUCCGACUUCUGAAUUGCUUCAUGCCGUCCCAGUUAGUCCUCCCACUGAAGGUGCAAGGCUCAUCUAUGCUGAACCUGAACUCUCAAAUCAUCUGAUGCAAGUGCUGAUGAAGCCUUUGAAGCCUGGCCAGGCUCCAAGGACCACAUUCCUCGUCAACGAAUUGCUCUAUAUCCGCACCCACCGCCGCCCCCGCCGCUCCUCGCUCCGCUGCCUCCUCUCCUCGCCGGCCGUCUCCGCGGCCUGCCUCCUCUUCGGCCUCGCCGGGUUCCUCGCCGCCGCGGUCUCCCUCUCCCGGGCGCCCGCCGAGGCCCCGCGGGGCUGCUGCCCGGACUCCUCGCACCCGCUCUCCGUCUCCGUCGCCUGGGACCGGCGCCCCGGGGAUGCCGCGGGCGGCGCCACCGACCUCCCGGCGGGCCUCGCCACCGGAUCGCGCGGCAGGCACAAGGUCAUGGCCUUCGUCGGGAUCUUCACCGGGUUCGGCUCCGUCGGCCGCCGCCGCGCGCUCAGGCGGACGUGGCUCCCCUCCGAUCGGCAGGGUCUCCUUCGGUUGGAGGAAGCUACUGGUCUGGCAUUCAGAUUUGUGAUCGGCAAAAGCAAUGACAAGUCUAAGAUGGCAGCUCUUGAAAGAGAGGUUGAAGAAUAUGAUGAUUUUGUGCUUUUAGAUCUUGAGGAGGAGUAUAGCAAGCUUCCAUACAAAACGUUAGCAUUCUUUAAGGCUGCCUAUGCGUUGUUCGAUUCUGAUUUCUAUGUUAAAGCUGAUGAUGACAUUUACUUGAGACCAGAUAGACUCUCCUUGCUCUUGGCCAAGGAACGUACACAUACACAAACAUACAUUGGAUGCAUGAAGAAGGGGCCUGUUUUUACUGAUCCCAAAUUGAAAUGGUUAGUUUCUUGUUUUCAUUUUUCACCUAACACUUUUCCUUGUGAAGGAUGUCUAACUCUAAGAAGCAAUACAUGCUGUUACAUGCUAAAUAUAUGGAAAGUAUGA